AUGGCAUUUUUGGGAAAAGUUGUUUUAAUAACUGGAGCAAGUUCUGGAAUUGGAGCUGCCACAGCUAUUCAUUUAUCUCACCUAGGAGCUUCACUGUCUCUCACCGGCCGGAAUUUAACAAACUUGGAGAAAAUUGCAGACCAGUGUAAUAAAGAGCGCAAGCCUUUCUUAAUUACUGGAGAAUUGACUAAUGAAGAUGACACUAAAAAGAUUCUUGAGUCUACUAUUAAACAUUUUGGUAAGCUGGAUAUUUUGAUUAACAAUGCUGGAACUAUUGAACGUGGCGGUAUUGAGAAUACCAGCUUGGAUCAGUAUGACAGAGUAUUUAAUCUCAAUGUCCGUUCAAUGUACCAGCUGACAAUGCUAGCAGUCCCUCAUUUAAUAAAAACCAAGGGUAACAUCGUGAACGUCUCCAGCGUAAAUGGGUUAAGAUCAUUCCCAGGAGUUCUAGCAUACUGCAUGAGCAAAUCAGCUGUUGACCAAUUUACCCGUUGCACUGCUAUUGAACUAGGCUCCAAGCAAGUCCGUGUUAAUGCUGUUAACCCAGGAGUUGUAAUUACAAACUUACACGAGCGCAGUGGAAUGUCUCCAGAAGAACUGAGCGCCUUUUUCGAGCGCAGCAAGACUACUCAUGCACUUGGUCGUCCUGGACAGGCUGAUGAAGUCGCUAAAACUAUCGCAUUCCUUGCUAGUGAUGACGCUUCUAAUAUUACAGGAGCUACUCUUCCAGUUGAUGGUGGUCGUCAUGCUCUUUGCCCUCGUUAA
Molecule: messenger RNA, 765 nt
Organism: Cotesia congregata
Lineage: Eukaryota; Metazoa; Arthropoda; Insecta; Hymenoptera; Braconidae
Source: the annotation of a GenBank genome assembly